Molecule: messenger RNA, 1743 nt
Organism: Pecten maximus
Lineage: Eukaryota; Metazoa; Mollusca; Bivalvia; Pectinida; Pectinidae
Product: HAUS augmin-like complex subunit 8
Source: RefSeq, a predicted model, not a curated record
GUAGAAUUGUGCCAUCUAGGUAUAAACAAGCCGCCGCCUCACAUUCUUUGUUUGUAGACAAGUCAAUGAAGCAUGAAAAAUCUGGCAAAGGUAGUAAGAGUAUGGAUGUUCCCCAGCAAACACGCCCGACUAAUCGGCAAACAAAGACCAAGAAGUCUGCUCUCUCGAUGAUUACGCGGGAGAGAGAGCGUCCCCGUACACCAGACAACUCCCACCUGUCUACAGGGGCCAAGACUUCCACACCAACAAUGGACAGUUCUAUCUUCCCCACAGAGAUUGAUGCCUCGGCUAUACAGGCCGAUGGUUCUAUCCUGUCUACAGGACACAGGUCACAUUUGAUUAGAACACCAUCCAAAGAUGGAGGCAAAAGGGACAUUCGAGCUGACCUGAGAGACAUCCAUGAUCCUUUCUCUCAGUCUAUCCUGUCCAAUGCCUCUCUUAUGUCGGACAUGAUGGAUGUCUCCAAUAGGAAGCAAUCUGUCAAAACUCAACUGUCUAAGCUGACCCAGGGUCAGAUGGACCUCCUGUACAUGCGAUAUGUCCAGUGGUUGUACCUCUACAGCAAGGCUAAGAAGUCCAGAGAAGAACAGGAGAAACGAGAAAUGGCCCAGCUAAGCAGUCUACAUGAAGAGGUGGAGAAACUCCGUAAGAAAAAACAUGACUUGGAUAUCCGACUAGAGCGCCAGAAACAUUUGAACUUGGUGGACGAUCAAGUCGAUCAACAGCGCCAGUUACUUGGACCAAUUGUUGCCAAUCUACCUAAGUUGUCAAAGGAAUAUGAGAGUUUAGCCCAUGCUCUGGACACCACUCGUCACCAGAUCCCUACCCAGGGCGUUUAUCUCCCUGACGACGAGGAACAACUCCAAAGAAAACUAGAAAAGGAACUGUCAACAAGUGAACAAUUGCUGGGCGAGUUAUCAGUAAUGAUCAGACAGCCCGUCACCACAGUGACCGCGAUGUCUAAAGCUCUGGCGGCCAUGGAGAAAGCUGUGGGUGCCCAAACUCACGAACUCCGACAAUGUACAGAAAUGAUUUCAGCAACACAAAGCUUGACAAUACAAGAAACAUCGCUAAGAAUACAAGAAAUGCAGGCUUAGUGAUACAAUACAAGAAUUGUAGCUAUGGAUACAAGAAAUGCAGGCUUAGCGCUACUAUAUAAGAACUGUCACUAUGGAUGCAAGAAAUGCAGGCUUAGUGCUUCAAUAAAAGAAACGUCGCUAUGGAUGCAAGAAAUGUUGGCAUAGUGAUACAAUACAAGAAAUGUCACUACAGAUACAAGAAAUGUAGGUCUUGACAAACAAGAAAGGUCGCAAUGAAUACAAGGAAAUCAGGCCUAGUGAUACCAUAAAGAAACAUUGCUAUGGCUUAAAGAAAUAUAUAGGCUGAACAAACAAUGCAAGAAACAUCACAUAGAUAAGGAUAUUUCGAAAACAUCAAUUGUUUUUAUCUGGAUAUUUAUCUAAGUUGAUGUUUGGCAGCUGUGAUGACAACUCAAUGGAGGUUUCCUGAAUUUAUUCUUCAUGAUGACCAAGGUCUACACAAAUAAGGAAGGUGACUGUACGUUUAUAACAUAAUAACUAUACUUAUGAUAGAACUUAUAUAGAUGGAAGUCGAUACUGAAAAAGAAUAACUUUCUCGUUGUGAUAUUGCUGUACAUAUGAUAACAGUGUAUAACUUGUUAUCCAGAUUCCCGGAUGUGAAAUAUUUAUUGAAUUUCUAUGAAUAAAAUUCUUAGCACAUAUA